Sardina pilchardus (European sardine) is the source of this 1994-nucleotide messenger RNA. It is a transcript of the gene camlg, whose product is annotated as calcium modulating ligand. The record is from RefSeq and is a predicted model, not a curated record. Gene Ontology annotation, cellular component: GET complex. NCBI's taxonomy places the organism in Eukaryota, Metazoa, Chordata, Actinopteri, Clupeiformes, Clupeidae. The transcript has 4 exons. Gene Ontology annotation, biological process: tail-anchored membrane protein insertion into ER membrane. The coding region runs from base 135 to 1016 and encodes 293 amino acids.
CCCAUUUCAUACAGCGAUCUAGGAUUUUACUGUGAACGUGCACAAUACUGCUCGAUCAUACCUAGGCUGAAAAAUAGACUUUAUCUUCUCUAAUCAAAGCAACGUUAAAGUAAUAUUUAAAACGCUGAGUAAGAAUGGACUCUACUGGGGAAAACGGUGCAGAGGAGAAAAGUAACGUGAGUAUGUCUGCUGCACAAAGGAGAGCUGAAAUUCGCAGACGAAAACUGCUAAAGAAUUCCGAAGACAGGCUAAAUAAGAUUGUGGGAUAUACUAGCAACGAAGGAGAAACCAGUCAAUCACCCAAGCGUGUGGUAGAGCCGCGAUUCCACCUGGACCUGGACGGAAGCCAGUCCGCCUGGACCACCCCUGUUGUCACCACGAAAAGACUCUCUCCGUUUGUGUCGGACCCCAUCGACACCCCGGAGCGAAGAGGCUCUCCCUUUCCCGAUACCAGCGAUGAUCUGAGCAGCGGCGCACUACUGGACGACGACCUGGUGGGAGUCAUCCGACAGCGGCCGCGGGGAGAGCUGGCUGCGGACGACCUUCCCCGCGGAUCACCUCACAAGGGGUUUCAGAAGUAUCUGUCUCGCUUCGACGAUGCCAUGAAACUCAAGGGCCAGCUGGCUGAUGAGAAGGCUGCCCAGGAGAACAGCUCAGACACAGAGGAGUUGGACUCCUUCCGGCUCUUUCGUCUCGUCGGGAGUGUUCUCCUGGCAGUGUUUGUCAGAGUCUUUGCAUGCAAAUACUUGUCCAUAUUUGCACCAUUCCUCACUCUGGAGCUGGCCUACAUGGGGUUGCACAAGUAUUUCCCAAAGGUGGAGAAGAAGGCCAAGACUACCGUGCUGACCGCUGCCCUCCUGCUGUCCGGCAUCCCGGCGGAGGUCAUCAACCGCUCCAUGGACACGUACAGGAGGAUGGGAGACGUGUUCGCCGACCUCUGCGUCUACUUCUUCACCUUCAUCCUCAGCCACGAGCUCCUGCUCCUGUUUGGGUCAGAGCUGCCCGAGGAGUCUUAGGCCUGCGUGUGUGUGUGUCUGUCUGUCUCUCUAUCUGUGUGCGUGUGGCUGUCUAUGUGUGUGUGUGGCUGUGGGUGGUUGGGUGGUCAGUAAUGCCUGAGGGAUCGUGUGUGUAUGUGUGUGUGUGUGUGUGUGUCCAGUGCUAUUGGUUGAGGCUGGCCUUGGGUGUCCCUUAGCCUGCUCUGCCCAUCCCAGCCCUGGCCCGUUUCCAAUGUUACCUGUCUUUUCAGUGGACUGCUGUUACUGGAGAUGGGACCACGACCACAAAAUAUCACUGUCCUGACUGAUGCUAAACUCUUUGAUUAUUCUGUUGAGGAGAAUUCGACAAAAAAAACACAUAGCUCAAAGUCAUGCACUACACCUCAACCAUAUUAUGUUCAGGUUGUUUGAUGUGUUUGAAUGUGAACAAUGCUUUGUUCCCCCACCCCCUCCUUGUGUACCCAUAUAUCAAGCUCCUGUUGGAUGUGGCUUAAGAUAUAUUUUUUCGAUGACAUUGUCUGGUACUUGAGUGCUUUCUAAAUGUGCAACGACCAUCUCAAGUAUUCAGUCGAAUACAUUGGAUCCUUUCACUUCAGGGCGGCGUGACCUCUCUCUGACAGAACUUCCGUGUCGAUAGAUGGCUAAUGUAUUUGUGCUGAGCAGGCCGUGGGGAUUUGGACUGUCCCUGAUUGUACUGUAUGACUGUCUAUCUAAUCCCUCCUCAGGCAUACUCAACCAAUCGCAUGCUCUGUCUGUGUCUAAUUCAGUCAUGACCUAAAUUAAAUUAUUUAAUUUCGCGUCUGCAAGUAUAGCAUACUUGUUUUUUUCUUAAUUGUUUUGAUAAGGUGUAUGUAUGACAUAACUUAUGUAUUGUAAAGUGAUAACUGAUCUCUGUUUAUGGUUCAUAUUUAACAUCAAUAUGAAUUUAGUGCAAAAUUAAUAAUAUUGCUGCUUUUGAUGGAGGUAUGUUCUGCUAAUAAAUCCCAAAAUUCCCAAAUU